UGGCAGAGGUAUUUCGGUCGGCCUGCUCCGGUGACGGUGCUCGGUGCCGGUGGCCGCCAGUGGUGCGUCUGAGGUCGUCGCCGCCCAGCCGCUACUCCGCUCCUGCGCCGACAGCCGACCGGCCGCCACACCCCACAGGAGUGCAGCCAUGGUGCACUGGAAGCGUGACCUCGACCUGUACACCAUCGGACGGCCGCUGGAGCGCAAUGCCGGCUUCUGGCUCAACUACAUGAAGGGCCUCAAAGGUGACCACGGCGACACGACGCCGGUGCGCGGCGAGCCGACGCUGCCGGCGGCGCCGCGCAGCCGGCUGCGCACGCCACCGAGCGCCGCCGCCGCCGCCGAGCCGCCGUCGCCGCUCGGCGCCGGCAAGGACCCCUUCAGCGACCCCUUCUUCAAGAAGGACAAGGAGGAGCCAUUCACGGCGCCCGACCCGCUCGACGGCGUCACGCUGCCCGACGACGUGCGCGACAUCAUCGACCGGGCGCGCCGGCGCCACCGCGACUUCAAGGCCGACGCCGACCGGCGCAUGGCGCGCUUCUGAGCGGCGCGAGCGAGCGCGCGCGCGCGAGGUGGCCGCGGGCGCCGCCGUCUGGCGGGUGACCCGCCUGGGGGCGGCGGCGGCGCCCGCGGCGCUGCGGGUCCCCGCGACCCGGCGCCGAGCAGGGAGGAGGGCCGCGGCCCGCCGCUCGGUCGGCGGAUGAGUAUAGGCGGACGACUGACGAGCCGCGCCGGCGCUGAGCUGAGCUGAGCUGAGCUGGCCGAGCUGACUGCACCGAACGACGACAGGACUGACGCUGACAGCGCUGUGGCUAUGGUGUUUUACCAAUAAAUACACGGUGUGGUGUCCAA
Messenger RNA from Amphibalanus amphitrite, 852 nucleotides. RefSeq lists its product as uncharacterized. Lineage: Eukaryota; Metazoa; Arthropoda; Thecostraca; Balanomorpha; Balanidae. The record is from RefSeq and is a predicted model, not a curated record. The transcript is spliced from 3 exons. Bases 149 to 544 code for a protein of 131 amino acids.